CAGGAGCAAACUAAAUACCCCAUAGGACAGGUUUAACAUAUGAUUGUGGCAUAAACAUCUUUCAUGUGAAGGGAACUUAGGCGCUGUCCAUGUGACCGAUGUCUGUUUGCCUUCGCUGCUAACAUAUUUAGGACUGAAGAAGGUAUGUAAACAAGCACUACCAGAAUGGCAAUAGAGAAGCCCAUAAGGUCUAGUGCUUGCAAAGUUCUUCGUCCCUAAGAAACCAUUUAAUCAUUAUCGAUGCGGUAAGUAGGAAGGGUCGGCUGCCAUGGAGGAGGAAGCACAGAAGCGGUAUACAGACUGCGUUUAUUUCUUAGCAUCCCCUUUGACCUGCAAGAAGGGAAUUGAAUGUGAAUAUCGACACAGUGAAAAUGCAAGGAUCAAUCCAAGGCAUUGCUGGUACUGGCUUAAUGGGAAUUGUCUGAAUCCACAUUGUGCAUUUAGACAUCCACCACUUGAAGUUCAUUCACCAGGGUCAGUGAAUGAGUCAUCACCAGCAUCUGGGAACACAAGCAAGACUAGAGUUCCUUGCUAUUUUUUUUUCCAGGGAUACUGUGUGAAGGGUGAUAAAUGCUCUUAUAUGCAUGGUACACCUUUUGGAGGCAAUUCAGGUGUUUCAGCUUCACAAAAGACCACAAAGGUGAAUGGUACAGGCACAGAACCUCAAUCAGUGGAAAAGAAAGAUACCAAUGGAUCUGAUAAUGCCACGGCUAAACUUGCACCUGUAAGAAGCACAACUACAGAAGGGCAGUUGCCAACUGAGCCUAAAUGUAUUUCAGAAGUUGGACCUCCACUUUAUAACGAAAAUACAGAUCAGCACACUCCAGAACUUUCUUUGCCUGACCUUGAAUAUCCGCUUGAAAGUUUACCAGAAGAUCCUCCAGUUAAUGACAUUAAUUUUGGCACAAGGUCUGAGAUUCACCAGGACCAGCCUACAGAUGACUGGCUGGAAAACGAUAUGGAGAGUGACGAGUGGUUGGAGGAGUCAUCACCUGGAUUUGAUGUAUUGGUAGAUGAUGGACCUGAGCAGCUUGGUUACCAGGAUGAUGGUGAUUACCUCUCAAACUUUGAUAUGGAGCCAGGAAGAGAACCAUUUCUUCUUCGAGAAAGACUAAUACCAGCAACAGAUGAAUUGGCACAGUUUGAUUAUGAAGGCAUGCACGAAGAGUUGGGUUAUUUUGAAGGUGGAAGCCAGUUUGCUCACAUGACAUAUGAUCAAUGUGAAGAACUGGCCCAUGAACGUUCUUAUGGUCAUGUUAACCAGCAUAAGCGGAAGAGUUUUGAAGACAGAGAUCUGGAUGUGGCAGUUUUGUCUGAAAGGAGAGGUUUGCCUAUAGAAAAGUAUUCUUGUAGGAUUGAAAAGGCAGAUCUGCGUCACCGUCUCGGUAAGUACAGGAGGGCUGAUAGAACACAAAUAGGUUGCAAAUUCCCAAGGAGAUCACAUUCAGGUGGUAGGGCUGCUGAUUUUCAUCAUGGGUGCAGGCAACAGGGCAAUGAACAAAUAUAUCCUGAUACAGUUGCUGUGCGCCAUCAAGGUUCAAGAAGUAAAAAUGUGCGAACACGCUUCAGGAUGCUGUCAGCCAUUGACAGUUUCCCUAGAGAGUCAUUCAAUAAUACAGAACCUGACUUUGAACAAAGUCCUGAAAAUUUUCUGUCAAGAAGCUCAGUAGCCAGGCAAGGUUCAAUUGAGCACUUUAGGGGCGGACAUAAGGAAAAGGAUAGAGGUAGGAUUCAUGUGGGUGCUGGUGCCCAGUUAGAAUCAAGUGGCUUCAGAAAACAUGCCACCAAAAUUGAUCUAGGAAAGAAUGAUACGGAUUUUGCCAGGCCAAAAACUCUUGAACAAAUAAAGGAAGCGAAGAGAAAGGCAGCUUUGCUGAAUAAUGGACCUAAAAUUUGUGACGCUAAUGAUGAAAGACAAAAUUCUGAACAAUCUGCAGUAUGUGGUUCACAAUUUGUUGCUUUGAAGAGUCAAGUUGGAAAUAAUCUUCCAGGUGAGGAAAGGAAAAUAAACUUGGGCAAAGUAAUUGUCAAUGAAUCAAUUAAGUUACAAUCAUUUGAGGGUCCAAAGCCUUUAAGUGCUCUUCUCAAAGCAAAGCAAAAGUCGAGUGAUAGUCCUGCAGGAAAAUUGCUUUCAAAAGGUAAAGGAGAAUUCAGUCAGAAAUCAGAGUUGAAUGGAAACUCCAAAACUUCAGAAAUAGGUGGGAAGUCAACUGUUCUGUCAUUGCAUUCCCAAAAAGAGGAGGAAGAAGGGGGUUUUGAGCAGGGGCGGAAAGAGACAUGUGCACCGAUUUCGGAUGUUUUGGAGAAUAAAUCUUCCUGUCUCUCUACGAAGUUUGAAUUAGGCAACUCGCCAUUCCAGAGUAGUGGAGUGCCAGUGAUUACAGAGAAUGAUAGAAGGGAAAAUUUGAGUGUAAAUGUAGCAAUUAACAGCUUUACAGCUAAAGAAGAUACAUCCAUGCAGCCUCUUAAAAUUGAGAAUGGAAACAAGCGUUUUGACCAUAAGACAGAGCCAAAUGGAGAUGAUUUUGAUAUUGAGGACGACGAGGAUGAUGAUUUUGCUAAACAGCUUGGCGGCUUUUUUGCCUAAAAAGUUUGCUGAGUUACGAGAUGUUGCUUCUGUCUACCAAUCAAAAUAGCAAAUGUAACAAAAGAAGAGUUGGUCUUUCUUCUGCAGACACAUGGUGAGUCCUUUAUGAUUCUCUCAAUGAGCUUCAAAAUGAGGAAUGUAUAGAAUCAAUUGACCCAUUGAGUAUAGUUUACAAGCUAUCUCUUGGAGCUAUGUAACUUUUAAAGUUGUUGCCCUAGCAAUAUUGCUUUGGUUGAAGUAUUGGGGGCAGAAUGGUACUAGUGGUUUUUAGCAAUAAUCAAGCGUUCUCACCAAGUAUAGAGUUGCAAGAUGCGGAAACUCAUUAAUAGGUAUAAGUUCCUUAGUCACUUAUUCAUUAUUUUUAAGUCCAUGACCAUCACCUUUCAUGCUGUUGUCAAUCAUCAAUAUUUUUGUUUCUGCAGAAUAGAAAAUAUUUUACAUUUGGAGAUAAUUAGGAGAUAAUACGUGCCCCCAAAUUUUAGAGGGAUCAUUUCUUUUCUAUUUCCCCGACGUUUAGCUAAAUAAUACAUGACCACUACCUGUCAAUAACAUUAGAGGGCUGGUUUUGUACAUCUUGAGCCAGAAAUGCCUUUAGGCAAGAUUCCAUUGUUACAUUUUAUGCUAGUUUCCGAGACCGAGGUGGACUUUUGAAGAAUUACAUGAUUUUGCUUAUUGUUUUUACUGGAGAAUGCUAGAAUUUAGGUGAUUUCUGGCAUCACCAUCUACUUUGCCAGUGACUAGUCUAUGUUGACCAUUUUUUCGGUUGAUCAUUAAUUAUGUACCAUACAUAAUCAUGGGCCUUCAUGUAAUUUGUUAACACUCCUUUACUUUACCAACGAUUCAAUGUCAAAUAUCAUUGCUGGGGUUGCUGAUAAUGUCAGAUGAAUCUGGUGUUUGUUGCUUGGACCUAUAUACUUAUGCUUUCAUCUCACAUGGUCCCAUCACUAAAGUUUAUAUGGUAGCAUAACUGUCUGCUAGUGCAGCGAAUAAAAUCAUGGAUCAUUUUGAUGUUGGUA
This is a messenger RNA of Cryptomeria japonica (Japanese cedar), 3603 nucleotides long. Its product is annotated as zinc finger CCCH domain-containing protein 19. Gene Ontology annotation, molecular function: metal ion binding. The coding region runs from base 269 to 2587 and encodes 772 amino acids. The record is from RefSeq and is a predicted model, not a curated record. Lineage: Eukaryota; Viridiplantae; Streptophyta; Pinopsida; Cupressales; Cupressaceae. The transcript is spliced from 4 exons.